Eleginops maclovinus (Patagonian blennie) is the source of this 1339-nucleotide messenger RNA. RefSeq lists its product as uncharacterized. Gene Ontology annotation, biological process: response to bacterium. NCBI's taxonomy places the organism in Eukaryota, Metazoa, Chordata, Actinopteri, Perciformes, Eleginopidae. The record is from RefSeq and is a predicted model, not a curated record.
AUGACGUCUCCAAAGUUGAUCUUAUAUCUGACGACUUUGUUCUUGGGAACAAUGGCUCAAACGAAUGAUCGGAAACCAACCUUAAGUGUUCGUCAAGACAAACGUUUUGUUUCGGCUAGUGUUGGAGAAAAUGUGACUUUGAGAUGCUUUCAUGAAGGUGGUGCAAAACUUCUUUACUGGUUCAAAAAAACUCUGGGACAGAAACCGAGGCUCAUCUCCACCGUCUAUGUGAACGAGGAUACAAUUUUUUAUCAUGAAUUCAAGAACACUUCACGAUUCACACUUGAUCACGGAAACAGUACAAAUCACUUGACAAUUUUAAAUCUGCACAUUUCAGACUCAGCUACUUACUACUGUGCAUCUGGCGGUCGAUUUGUGGUGAGUUUUGCAGAAGGCUCUACAAUCAGUAUCAAAGGUUCAGGUUUGAACAUCCCAGCUUUGGUUCAUCAGUCAGCAUCUGAGAUCAUCCAGCCUGGAGGCUCUGUGACUCUGAACUGUACACUACACACAGGCAGCUGUGAAGGAGAACACAGUGUUUACUGGUUCAAAAACUCUGAGGUUUCAUAUUUAGAACUGAUUUCCACCCACGGAGGCAGCAGUGAUCAGUGUGACAGAAAACCCAACACUCAAACACACACCUGUGACUACAACCUGCCAAUGAAGAACCUGAAUCUUUCUCAUGCUGGGACCUACUACUGUGCUGUUGCCUCAUGUGGACACAUACUGUUUGGAAACGAGACCAAGCUGGACUUUGAGCAUGAGGUCAACUCUCUUGUGUAUUUCUUGAGUGGAGCUUUGGCUUUCAACUCCAUUCUGGUCGUUCUACUGGCUUUCUUACUGUACAAAAACAAGAGAAACAACUGCCAAUCAACAGAGUCUGAAGCAAGAUUAUCCACUCCCUCUACAGAAAAUGCAGAGGGUUACCGGGAUGCAGACAGCCUCCAUUACGCUGCUGUAACUGUCAAUGUGCCCAACAGAUCAAGACGACAGAGGAAGAUCACCAACAGUGAAUGUGUGUACUCUGGUGUCAAGCUGUAGACCUACCCUAAUAAAUCACCUAGGAUAUACAACAUUGCAUUUAGUCUGUUUUAAAAUUGAUAUAUAUUUAAAAGGGUAGAUGUUAUGAUGUGCUUUAUAUGCUUUAUUAUGUUCAUUGUAUCUCCUCAGUAUUCAAUAAAGGCUAAAAUAUGAAAUGGACACUUUGAUCUUGACACAAUAUAUCAUGUGCAUGUUUGUUCACUUCCUCAUAGCAAUAUCUCUUCACAAUCUUUAUACCUCUUUAAUCAUUUUAAUCGUGUACUAAAUCAAUAAAUUAAAAUGUGUGCAUUUCACAAGAGUA